AUGGCACAAGAUGCCGAUUCGUUGAUGACGGCGCGGCGUGUCGUCUGGGGCAGUCGCAAUGUGACCUUGCGCGCCUUCCAUGUCCGCCCAGCCCCGGCUCCAGCCGCGACCGGUGGGGGUAGGCGGAUUAACAGUUUAUCCGGGCUUGAGCCGCCUGGGAUGUGGGGCCUGCCUCGACCAAGCUCCAAGCUCCAAAGCUCCAGUGGGUGCUCUAGGCAAGUCUCCAGCGAAUGCGGCAAGCUGCACAGCAUUGGACCGCUGCUAGAUGCAGGGGCGCUGUUCGAUUGGACACCAGUCGCUUACCAGAGCGAGGGAGCCACGAUGAGAGUCCGCAAACUGAACGCAAGCACCCCCACAGACGCAUUCCUCUCCCUCCUGAUACCAGGGCUGGUCCUAGUCCACCUGGCGGUGGCGCCCUACACCAAGGUGGAGGAGUCGUUCAACAUGCAGGCCACGCACGAUGUGCUCGUCUACGGCACGCCGACGGCCGACGUGCGAGCCAAGCUCGGCGGCAGCUACGACCACUUCGCCUUCCCCGGCGCCGUGCCGCGCACCUUUGUCGGCCCCGUCAUCCUGGCCGGUGUCUCCCAGCCGCUGAUCGCGCUGGCGGGCGGCUUCCGCCACGCCCAGCUGGUGGUGCGCGCCGUCCUGGGCCUGUUCAACACCCUAGCCAUGCUCGCCUUCAAGGCCGCCCUCGGCCGCGCCUACGGAAAGUCGGUCGAGCGGUGGUACACCCUAUUCCAGGCUAGCCAGUUCCACGUCAUUUUCUACGCCUCCAGGACCCUGCCCAACAUGUUCGCCUUUGGUCUGACUACCCUGGCCUUCACCAACCUCCUGCCUAGCCCCAACCCAAAGGCCAUGGCUCCCCGCCAGCGUGUGUCCAUCUCCCUCUUCGUGCUCGCGGCCAUCAUCUUCCGCUCCGAGGUGGCCCUGCUUCUCGCGACCAACGCGCUCUACCUCGUGGUCGCGCCGCUGGCGCCCCUGGAGAGGCUCAUCUGGCCCUUUGCCAUCUCGUCCGCCAUGGCGCUGCUUGUCUCGGUGCCGCUGGACUCGUACUUCUGGCAGCGGCCGCUCUGGCCCGAGCUCUGGGGCUUCUACUACAACGCCGUGCUCGGCUCGUCCUCCAACUGGGGCGUCUCGCCCUGGCACUGCCGCACAAGGAGGCCCGCUUCAUCUUCUACGUCGCCCCGCCCCUGA
Gaeumannomyces tritici R3-111a-1 is the source of this 1197-nucleotide messenger RNA. RefSeq names its product alpha-1,6-mannosyltransferase subunit. The record is from RefSeq and is a predicted model, not a curated record. The transcript is spliced from 4 exons. Gene Ontology annotation, biological process: protein N-linked glycosylation. Bases 1 to 1197 code for a protein of 398 amino acids. Gene Ontology annotation, molecular function: alpha-1,6-mannosyltransferase activity. NCBI's taxonomy places the organism in Eukaryota, Fungi, Ascomycota, Sordariomycetes, Magnaporthales, Magnaporthaceae. Gene Ontology annotation, cellular component: endoplasmic reticulum membrane.